AUGGAAAGUCAUGCAAAUACCAGGGAGGAAAAUGCAGAAGUAGAUGCUUUGGCAAAUCUCGCGUCUAUCGCAGAUGCAACAAAUGCAGAAAAUGCUAUUUUGCGAUUGGAAGAAUCAGAAGGCAAAUGGCCAGAAGUACUCCCAGGGGUGUUAUGGGGUUACCGAACAAUGACAAAAACUAGUACGGGUGAGACACCAUUUUCCCUUGUUUACGGAAUAAAAGCUUUGAUUCCGGUGGAGAUAGGUGAACCAAGCAGGAGGUACACACAUACCACUGAAGCAACAAAUGAGGAAACGUUACUAGUAAAUUUGGAUUUGACAGAAGAAAGGAGAGAAGUAGCAUUAAUUUGA
This is a messenger RNA of Nicotiana tabacum (common tobacco), 351 nucleotides long. The record is from RefSeq and is a predicted model, not a curated record. Lineage: Eukaryota; Viridiplantae; Streptophyta; Magnoliopsida; Solanales; Solanaceae.